Schistocerca americana (American grasshopper) is the source of this 1114-nucleotide messenger RNA. RefSeq names its product hemolymph lipopolysaccharide-binding protein-like. The coding region runs from base 157 to 954 and encodes 265 amino acids. The record is from RefSeq and is a predicted model, not a curated record. The transcript has 6 exons. NCBI's taxonomy places the organism in Eukaryota, Metazoa, Arthropoda, Insecta, Orthoptera, Acrididae.
GCUUGCAAUAAGCUGUCGACUCUGCCAAGUAAUUGGCGGCGACUGCGUGUCGGCGUCACACCACUGUCUGCGCAGCACUCUCGUCUGUCCCCACAGAACGCGCCUUGCAGUUCGCGAAGACAUCCGACAACGCGGCACUGCAAGAGACGGCCAAAAAUGAAGUCUGUAGCGUUGGCGCUGGUGCUGCCGCUCUUCAGUCUCGUCGCUGGUAGCUUUGACCUGCCAGAUCUCUGCAAGUCACCGGGCCUCGAGAGCAAGUUCAGUUUCUCGCUCAGGAGCGAGCGCAACGACACCGGGCCAUGGAUCUCCACGGUGAGUGGGGAGCGGUCUACGCCGGGCGGCGUGGCCGGCAGCGACUCCUGUCCCUGGGAAGUGCGCGUCGGCCACGAGGUCACCACCUGCCCGCUGCGGAGCCGCGGCGUGCGCCUCGCUGCCACCAUCGAGAUGCAGUCGAACCUGACGGACGCCGACGUAGCAGCGCUCGUGAAGAAAAGGGGUGAAGUUCCGCCGCCUACGACGGAGUACAAGACGAAGCUGGGGCACAGCGAGUACAAGCUGGACCUGCGGCUGGUCAAGUGGGAGCUGGCGCGCCAGUACUGCCAAGAGGAGGGCGCCGACCUCGUCGUCAUCAACUCCAAGCAGGAGGCCGACGUGCUGCGCAAGAUCCUCGCCGACCACGGCGUCAUCUCGGAGGACCCCUACGAGAACAAGCAGGUCUGGGUCGGCAUUCACGACCGUCACGCCGAGGGCAACUUCGUUACCGUCUUUGGCGAGCCGCUGUCGGAGACGGGCUACGUGUCGUGGUCGCUGGGCGAGCCCAACAACCUGAGCGGCAGCAGCGAGGGCGAGGACUGCGUGUCGAUGCUGCGCUCCGGCGACUACAACGACGAGAUCUGCAACAAGAAGCUCGCCUUCAUCUGUGAGCGGCCCUACUUCACCGAAAUCUACAGUUGACGACCGCCUGACGGAGUUUCGUGGCCGCCUCGUCAGUCGAAAUACCGGGGCAUUGGCAGAUUCCUUCUUCUUGUUUCCCAGCUGUAUGACUCCUCGAUAACAGCUCUUGUUUAUAGGCUCCUACUUUUAUACCUGCUGUACAUCAGAUCUUGCAUAUGCA